AUGUUCCAUGACUCGCCGAUGUAUGUGGUUGGUGGUCGUGCAUUGGUGCUGCCCCAUAUACAAAUGGUACAGCGUAUGUCGUUGAAUACGAUCACUCUGGAGGUGCAUAGCCCACGUGUCUACACUCAAAAAGGAGUUCCAGUAUCGGUUACUGGUAUUGCACAGGUCAAAGUUGAAUCACGUAAAAAGGAGACCUUAGCGACCGCAUGUCAACUUUUCUUGGGCAAAAGCGAAGAGGAGAUUCGACAAAUUGCACUCGAAACGCUCGAAGGACAUCAACGAGCCAUUAUGGGUCUGAUGACCGUUGAGAAUACUUAUGUAAUCAAAUUGAAGGAGAUCUAUCAAGAUCGUAAGAAAUUCAGCGAGAAGGUAUUCUCAGUUGCGAAAUGUGACCUCGUCAAUAUGGGUAUCACAGUUGUUUCGUAUACAAUCAAAGAUAUAAGCGAUGACAAUGUUAGUUUAUUCAAGUUGAAUUCACCCGGUUAUCUGAAAGCACUGGGAAUGAAACGAACAGCUGAAGUGAAACGUGAUGCGCGUAUUGGUGAAGCAAUGGCAAGACGUGAUCGAAUUAUAAAGGCAGCUAAAACGAAUCAAGCACUUAAAGAAGAGGAGAUGGAAGUGAAAAUUAUCGAGAGAACAGCGCAAAUUGAUGUGGCCGAACAGGAAAUAACACGUAAAGAACGUGAACUCGACGCAAAAGUAAAACGUCCGGCUGAAGCCGAGAAGUAUCGUUUGGAAAGAUUGGCCAAAGCUGAAAAACAACGAAUCAUUCUGGAUGCGGAAGCGAACGCAAAAUCUGAAACGGUGCGUGGUGAAGCAGAGGCGUAUGCGAUCACGAUGAAGGCCAAGGCGGAUGCCGUUCAAUUGCAGAAGAAAGCUGAAGCCUACAAAGAGUUCAAAGAGGCUGCUCUGGUUGAGAUCACUCUCGAUAUGCUUCCAAAGUUUCAGUUGGCCGAGAAAGUGGGAUCGUCGUUGUAUGACGGAGUUGAGGAUAUGAAGAUGAUAUCGACAGGUGGAGGGGAUGUGGGUGCGGCGAGAGUUACGCAAGAGGUAAGUUUAUGUGUCGGUUGCAUUUGUUUUGUUCUGAAGUUGAAGUGA
Molecule: messenger RNA, 1098 nt
Organism: Anisakis simplex (herring worm)
Lineage: Eukaryota; Metazoa; Nematoda; Chromadorea; Rhabditida; Anisakidae
Source: the annotation of a GenBank genome assembly